GCGCUUGGUAGAUCAUGACUGUAGGUUCGGUGGCGUCCUUCACCGGACUGCUCUCCCGGAGGUUCCCCUAAGCAGCCAGUGUUUUUCCAUGAGUACUUUCGGGAAACAUGGCUAAUAUUAAUUUCAAAGAAGUAACCUUAAUUGUCAGCCUGGUGACUGCCUGCUAUUGGAACAGCCUUUUUUGUGGAUUUGUCUUUGAUGAUGUCUCAGCCAUACUGGAUAAUAAAGAUUUACAUCCAUCUACACCUUUAAAAACUUUAUUUCAGAAUGAUUUCUGGGGAACUCCUAUGUCUGAGGAGAGAAGCCACAAGUCUUACCGGCCCUUAACAGUAUUGACAUUUCGCUUAAAUUAUCUGUUUAGUGAACUGAAGCCAAUGUCAUAUCAUCUCCUAAAUCUUAUUUUUCAUGCUGCGGUCAGUGUGAUAUUUCUUAAAGUUUGCAAACUUUUUCUGGACAACAGGAGUAGCAUGAUUGCGUGUUUACUUUUUGCGGUGCAUCCAGUACAUACAGAAGCUGUAACAGGUGUUGUAGGCAGAGCAGAACUUUUGUCAUCUAUCUUUUUUCUGGCUGCAUUUCUGUCAUACACCAAAUCAAAAGGACCAGAUAAUUCCAUAGUGUGGGCUCCAAUUGCAUUGACUGUAUUUUUAGUGGCUGUUGCAACACUGUGUAAAGAACAAGGAAUAACGGUUGUAGGAAUUUGCUGUGUGUAUGAAGUUUUUAUUGCCCAGGGGUAUACUCUACCCUUAUUAUGUUCUACUGCUGGACACUUUCUCCGUGGAAAGACUAGUGUUCCAGUUUCUAUGAUGCAGACCCUGAUAAAACUCAUUGUUCUGAUGUUCAGUACGCUGUUACUUGUUGUGAUUAGAGUCCAGGUCAUUCAGUCCCAGCUGCCAGUAUUCACUAGGUUUGACAAUCCAGCUGCAGUAAGCCCCACUCCUACAAGGCAGCUAACCUUUAACUACCUCCUUCCUGUGAAUGCUUGGCUCCUGUUAAAUCCUUCAGAACUGUGUUGUGAUUGGACAAUGGGAACAAUACCACUUAUAGAGUCAUUUCUAGAUAUUCGAAAUCUUGCCACAUUUUCUUUCUUUUGUCUUUUGGGAGUUUUGGGAGUAUUCAGUCUACUCUACCCUGGUGAUUCUUCUAAAACUGUCUUAAUGGCACUUUGUUUAAUGGCACUACCAUUUAUUCCUGCAUCAAACCUUUUUUUUCCAGUUGGAUUUGUUGUUGCUGAACGAGUACUAUAUGUUCCUAGCAUGGGGUUCUGUAUUUUAGUAGCUCAUGGAUGGCAGAAAAUAUCAAACAAAAGUGUGCUUAAAAAGCUGUCCUGGGUUUGUCUGUCUGUGAUGAUAUUCACUCAUGCCUUAAAGACACUCCAUAGAAAUUGGGAUUGGGAAUCUGAGUAUACGUUGUUUAUGUCAGCCUUGAAGGUAAAUAAAAAUAAUGCAAAAUUGUGGAAUAAUGUGGGCCAUGCCCUGGAAAAUGAAAAGAACUUUGAGAGAGCUUUAAAAUACUUUGUACAAGCAACACGUGUUCAGCCAGAUGAUAUUGGUGCCCACAUGAAUGUAGGAAGAACUUACAAAAAUCUAAAUAAGACCAAAGAAGCUGAAGAGUCUUAUAUGAUGGCUAAGUCACUGAUGCCUCAAAUUAUUCCUGGUAAAAAAUAUGCAGCCAGAAUUGCCCCCAACCACCUUAACGUUUAUAUCAAUCUGGCUAACCUGAUCCGAGCGAACGAGUCCCGGCUGGAAGAAGCAGAUCAGCUGUACCGACAAGCAAUAAGCAUGAGGCCCGAUUUCAAGCAGGCUUACAUUAGCAGAGGAGAACUGCUUUUAAAAAUGAAUAAACCUCUGAAUGCAAAGGAAGCAUAUCUAAAAGCACUAGAGCUGGACAGAAAUAAUGCAGAUCUUUGGUACAACUUGGCAAUUGUUCAUAUUGAACUUAAAGAACCAAAUGAAGCUCUGAAAAACUUUAACCGUGCUUUAGAACUAAAUCCGAAGCAUAAGCUGGCACUGUUUAAUUCUGCUAUAUUAAUGCAAGAAUCAGGUGAGGUUAAACUCAGACCUGAAGCUAGGAAACGCCUUCUGAGUUAUAUCAAUGAGGAACCCCAGGAUGCUAACGGUUAUUUCAAUCUGGGCAUGCUCGCCAUGGAUGACAAAAAGGAUGCUGAAGCAGAGGUUUGGAUGAAGAGAGCCAUAAAAUUACAAGCAGAUUUCAGAAGUGCCUUGUUUAAUCUGGCACUCCUCUAUUCUCAGACUGCAAAGGAAUUAAUGGCUUUGCCAAUAUUGGAAGAGUUACUCAGAUACUACCCUGAUCAUAUCAAGGGUCUCAUUUUAAAGGGAGAUAUUUUAAUGAAUCAAAAGAAGGAUAUAUUUGGAGCAAAAAAAUGUUUUGAGAAAAUUUUGGAGAUGGAUCCAGGCAAUGUGCAAGGAAAGCACAAUCUUUGCGUUGUUUAUUUUGAAGAGAAGGACUUAUUAAAGGCUGAAAGAUGCCUCAUUGAAACAUUGGCUUUAGCACCUCAUGAAGAGUAUAUUCAACGCCACUUGAAUAUUGUCAGAGAUAAAAUUUCCUCAGCUAGUUUUGUAGAACAGCCAGUAUUCCCAACUUAUGAGACUUCAAGUGUAGGACACAAAAUUCCAACUGAAAAUGGAAAAGAAGUCAGAAGUGAGCCCAAACCCACCCAGACCAUAAAAGCAAAUAGUGAUAAAAGUCCAUCUACACCCAACAGACAAUUAGAAAAAAAUACAGACAAAGAGACUCCCCACAAAACAACAGAAGAAAUCAAAGACAUUGAAAAGAAAAGAGUUGCUGCUUUAAAAAGACUAGAAGAGAUUGAACGUAUUUUAAAUGGUGAAUAGUAUUACUGUUAUCAUGUUACAGUGGUAUCAAAGAACUUCAGUCUAUAUCAUGUGGUUGUACUGGUAGUUUUGACAAAUAGCAAGACUAUGUAAUAAUUUAUCAGGAGUUGCCUCUACAUAGGAUUUUCAUUUUAAAAAAAGAAAUGAAAAGAUUUUCAUUAAAAGCCCUGUCCUGACCCAUGAUCUGUAUGAGAUAUAACAAUGAGGUUGUGUGUUGUAGUAAAUAUAAUAGGAAUACUAAAUUAACAGGUGGUAAAUUUACAUCCUGUGUUAAAGAAGGGAAUGCCCUUCUGUCAGAAACUGCUACCAAUUGAAAAUAAUUUGAGAUCUAAAUUAUAAUCCCUUGUGAAGAAAUUCAACAUACACUGGUAAAUUCUAUAUAGUACCCAAUAGUUUAUUUCAUUUUUCCUUUACCAUUUGGAAUCUGGUUUUAUUUACUGAAUAUUUUUAAAACAUUCUUUUUUCUUCAGUAAUCCAUGUGUUUAGCCUUGAGACUUGCACUACAGAAGAAUACUAACUUUCUUUUUGUUGUGUUGUUGAUUUUUUUUCUGAAGUAAUACUGAAUAAAACAUUUGAAAUAAGUAAUAUGAUUUUAGCCUAAGAAUACACUUGUAUAAAUGUUUACUUGUCUGUAAGUUCAUUUGAGAUGCAAUUUUUAAGCAGGUUAAGGUUUUAUACACACACACACACACACACUUCUUAUGGUGCUUAUAUAUGUUGUUUAUUUUUUAACAUAUCAGGAGUUCGAAACAUGAAUUGCAUAAUCGUGGAUUUUUUUUUUUCCUAUUCCCCAAACUAUUCCUGUUGCUUUGGGCCACAGUCAUAUUGAAAAGCAUUAUUUUAAACUUUUGAGUCAUAACACAGUAGAUUUCUUUAUCAUUUUAGGGUUAUCUAGCUGGUCUUAUUUGGAAUUUUAACCUUUGUAUUUCAAAAAAUGACACCUAUCUGAUGCCCGUUAUAACUAAAUGAAAUUAUAUUACUGAAGAAAAUAUGUUAAUUCUAAGAACUAAGUUCUGCACUAUCCUGCUGUGGUGUAUAUUAUUAUUGAAUACUUAUUUUGACUACUGAGCUUUUACAAAAAUUUUAAAGCCAUUUUAAUCCCUUCAAUUAUGGAAAAUAAAGCCUCGGUGGCAGCACUGUCAGGUGGCCUCAGACUGCUCAUCACAAAGAGCAGGUCAAACCCACCUGCCACAGCGUGAGAGAGAGAGGAGGCGAUCUGCUUCUCCGAAAAUGGACAGCCUCAGACCCCUCUGUAGGGUCACCCCACCUUGAGUCCAAAUGGACUCAUUGGCACUUAGUCCAUUUUAUCCUCGUAGAGAAUUAGGAUCUGUUUCAACUGAUUUCGAAAAAUAUAAACCUGAAAAAAAUGCUAGGUUGAAGAGUUAUCAGAUUUAUUCAUUCAUAUAUGUUUCAUAAUAUCUAACAAGUUUAGUUCUAAUUUACAAUGUUAAGAGCUCAAGCUAUUCUAGGAUGGUAACUACUUCUAAUUAUGUAGUAUUUCACAAACUAUUCCUUUGAGCUAACUACUUUCUAAUUAUGUGUGCUUCAAAAACUAUAUUCCUGUAAUACUUUUAAAGAAAUGCUUUAUAAAUAGGUCACAAGAAAACAUGGACUGCAUAAAGACAUGUUCUGCCUGGGGUCCCCAAAGAUCUGUCAUAGAUUUCUUUUACAGAGUUUAAAGUAAGCACUGACUCCGGUGAGAGUUCAUUUUUGAUCCAGGAGAUUCUCAAAGCAAUGCCUACCGUAUAUACUCGAGGAUAAGCUGACCUGAAUUAUCAGCCGAGGUACCUAAUUUUACCACAAGAUCUGCAUUAAAAAUGUGCUGAGAAAUUCGGCAUAUACUCGAGUAUAUUCAGCUCCUACAUUAUGGCUUGAUUGCAG
This is a messenger RNA of Echinops telfairi (small Madagascar hedgehog), 4733 nucleotides long. It is a transcript of the gene TMTC3, whose product is annotated as transmembrane O-mannosyltransferase targeting cadherins 3. Gene Ontology annotation, cellular component: endoplasmic reticulum. NCBI's taxonomy places the organism in Eukaryota, Metazoa, Chordata, Mammalia, Afrosoricida, Tenrecidae. The coding region runs from base 108 to 2852 and encodes 914 amino acids. The record is from RefSeq and is a predicted model, not a curated record. Gene Ontology annotation, biological process: protein O-linked glycosylation via mannose. Gene Ontology annotation, molecular function: mannosyltransferase activity; protein binding. The transcript is spliced from 14 exons.